AAUGUCGCAACAGCAACAACAACAUCCGCAAGGUCUUAAAAAUAAUUUUUUUAAAGAAUUUUUAAAAACUUUUUUAAAUUUUCUAGUAUUUGGUUCGGGUAGUAAUUAUAAUCCAUCAUUAGUUCACCCCCAACAACUAAAUCCUGCUGUUGUACAAAAUCACCAUUUUGAUCUUCAAUUACAACAAAUUUCUAAUGCUUCUAUGCAUAUGGAUUUUGCCCGAAGGCAGCAAUAUUACCCACAAAUUAAUUCUGUCCCUCACGAAAUGUCUUCUCUUAUUGGAGAUGUUCAAUCAAUAGCCAAAGUUUUCUUUUUCUCUCAAAUUUUUAUUUUUCCUUUUAUAAAGACUCAAAUGUUUCCACCAAAUAUCCAACCUUCCACAGAGGUAAUUAGAACUCCCCAAACAUUUGGGACAAUCCUUCAAUCACCCCCUGCCCCCCACCAACAAUUAUUAUUUCCCCAACAAUCUACUUCAAACAACAAUUACAUGCCCGAUUUGGCUUCUUCUCUUGCUGCACAUCAACAAUAUUUGUUGUUAGCACAACAGCAACAAUAUUUGGAGCAACAAAAACAACAGAUUCACUGUCAACAACAACGUCAACAAAUUGCUUCUUCCUCAAUUGCCUCAACAUCUACUUCAAUCCCUUAUGUCCAUCAAAGCUAUCCACCCCAACAACAACCACAAACCUCCCAACAGCCCAUUUUUCCUCUAAAAGUUCCCAAUCAAAGUUUAGCCAGUUCUUCUUUUGAACAUAAAGAAAAGCCUCAAUUAAUUCAAAAAAUGAAAUCACCCGAAAAUCCUAAAAUAUUGGCAGAAAAAGAAUUGGAAUUACAAGCUAAACGAAAAGCACAAGAAAAUGCUAAACAAAGUCAAUUAGUGCAAGAAGAUUUAGAUAGAAGGCAGUUAAGUGCUCGAGAACGGACUCAAGGUAUACAAGAGAAAUUACAAAGUAUUCCGGAUCCAAUACAUUUGGCCGGUUGCCAUACUUUAUCCAAAGUCAACAAUUUUAUUCCUUUCCCGUCAGAAACAAUUUCUUCAACAGCUUUAUCUUGUUUUGAUCAGCAUCAGGCACAAAUGGUUCUUUCAAAUAGAGACCCUUUAUUAGCUGAUUAUUUGGCAACUUUACUUUCUGAUUCAACUGAUAAUUUACGUGAAAUAGAAUUAAAAAAGAUGGAUGAUGAAUCAAAUGAUCAAUUAAUUGGAAUUUCCCCACCUCCUCCACUUGUUGAAGCUAUUCAAUUAAUAAGCCAAUUUGCUUUUAGUGUUGAACCCGAACCUUUUGAGAAUUUAGAAGAAAAUGAAAUACAACAACAACAAAAUAAUCAAAUGUCAACUACUUCAAUAUCUGAACAUUUAAAUAAACCAGAAAUUGAAACAACAAUAGAAAAACAAAAAGAAAUUGUUGAUUCAAACAUUAAUUCUCCCUCAAAAAGUAACAAAGAAAUAAAUAUUGAAACAAAAGAAUCUGAAGAAAAUCUUUUAAUAUCCCACCAUUCAGCUAGUGAGGAUAACGAAAAUGACUGCAGAAAUGAUGUAAGUUGUAAUUAA
Molecule: messenger RNA, 1549 nt
Organism: Meloidogyne enterolobii
Lineage: Eukaryota; Metazoa; Nematoda; Chromadorea; Rhabditida; Meloidogynidae
Source: the annotation of a GenBank genome assembly